This is a messenger RNA of Poeciliopsis prolifica (blackstripe livebearer), 1677 nucleotides long. RefSeq lists its product as uncharacterized. The record is from RefSeq and is a predicted model, not a curated record. The coding region runs from base 1 to 948 and encodes 315 amino acids. NCBI's taxonomy places the organism in Eukaryota, Metazoa, Chordata, Actinopteri, Cyprinodontiformes, Poeciliidae. The transcript is spliced from 5 exons.
AUGAUACAAAAGAAGGUGAGCAAAGAUAAAAAUGACCUGAAUAAAGAGGAGGACCAUCUAAAGAAUUUAACAACAGAGCUGAGCAAAGAGGAAAAUGAGCUGAAGAGAAAGACAAUGGAGUGGAACAAAGAGAAGAAUGAGCUGAACAAAAAGAAAGAACAGCUAAGCAAAAACACAAUGGAGCUGAACGAAGAAGAAGAGAAGCUGAACAAAAGGAAAGAUGAGCUGAAAAACUUGAAAGCAGAACUGAGCCAAGAAAAAAAUGUGCUGAGAAAGAAAACGAUCAAAGAGAUCGAGGAGCUGAACAAAAUCAAAGAUGAUCUGAGCAAAAAGAGAGCAGAGCUGAGAAAAACAACAGAUGAGCUGAGCAAAGAGAAAGACGAACUGAGUAAAGAGAAAAGGGAGCUGAGCAAAGUGAAAGACAAACUGAACAAAGAGAAAGAUGAUCUGCACAAAGAGAAAGAGACACUGAACAAAGAGAAAGAGACACUGAGCAAAGAAAAAAAGGAGCUGAGCAAAGAAAAUGAUGAACUGAACACAAACCGAGACAAGCUAAGCAAAGAAAAAAAGGAGCUGAACAUAAAAAAAGAUGAACUGAGCAAUAAGAGAAAGGAGGUGGACAAAGAAAAAGAUGAACUGAAUAAAAAGAAAGGCGACCAGGACAAAGUAAAAGCAGAGCUGAGCAGGAAGACAGAAGAGUUGAACAACGAGGAAAAGGAUCUGAAUAAAAAACAAUUGGAGCUAAACAAAGAGAAAGAAGAGCUGGGCAAAGAGAAAGUGCAUCUGAGCAAAGAGAAAACGAAGCUGGACAAAGAGAAACAGGAGCUGAACAAAAAGAAAGUCGAUCUGAACAAAGAGACAGCGGGUCUGAACAAGGAGAAACAGGAGUUUAGUAAAAACAAAGCGGAUGUGAACAAAAAGAAAGAGGAGCUAACAAAGAGACUGUGAAUCUGAGCAACAAGGCGGAGCAGCUGAACAAAGAGACGAAGGAGCUGAAUGAAAAGAAAGCGGAACUGAACAAACUGAAAGCGGAUCUGAAUAAAGAGAAAGUGGAGCUAAAUGAAAAGAAAGUGGAGCUGAAUAAAGAGAAAGAAAAGCUGAGCGCAAUAAAGAAGGAGUCGGACAAUCAAUGCAAAGAGAGAGAUGCCCUGAAGACCUUCUACGACAACGUCAUGAAAUUUGAACGAUUUCCAGUUUCAGAGCUGUGUCCUCUAGAUAUGAGACCAAAAUGUCUGGAUUGCAGGGUCGGAUGGCUUUCCUUCAGGGGACACUGCUACUGGUUUUCAGAUAGAGGUCAUUCUUUGAAUUUCUGGAACGUGUCUCGAGACUUGUGUCAGCAUGAUAGUGGAUAUUUGGCUAUAAUUGAUGAUCUGGAGGAGCAGAAAUUUAUCGUCAAGCAUGCCAAACCCUACGAAUCUCAACACCAAGGAUACUGGAUAGGGUUACAUCAUAAACUCGCCGGAUGGUUCUGGGUUGAUGGACGUAAGAACGCUCUUGACUUCUGGACAAAAGAGGUCCCCCAUUCUUCGGGAGCAGCUCUGCAUAUGCCACAAAGAAAAGCCAAAGAGAGCUGGAGAGCAGAAGACAAGGCAGUGAAGCACAGAUUCAUCUGUGAGCAUCCUAUGACUGUUUGGCCCUACAACUAACACUGUUCUGUUAAAGCUUCAGCGAGGAAUA